Molecule: messenger RNA, 1650 nt
Organism: Aspergillus costaricaensis CBS 115574
Lineage: Eukaryota; Fungi; Ascomycota; Eurotiomycetes; Eurotiales; Aspergillaceae
Product: tannase/feruloyl esterase family alpha/beta hydrolase
Exons: 2
Coding region: 1-1566 (521 amino acids)
Source: RefSeq, a predicted model, not a curated record
AUGAAAGUAGCAAGUCUCCUAUCCCUGACAUUGCCUACAGCAGCCCUCGCUGCGUCCGACUCCUUCCAGUCACGCUGCAAUGAUUUCCAGAACAAGAUCGACAUCGCCAAUGUCACCGUCAGAUCAGUCGCAUAUGUUGCUGCGGGGCAGAACAUCUCCCAAGCGGAGGUCGCCUCCACGUGUAAAGCAUCGGUGCAAGCCAGUGUUGACCUGUGCCGCGUGACCAUGAACAUCUCCACAUCAGAUCGCAGCCAUCUCUGGGCUGAAGCCUGGCUGCCACGAAAUUAUACCGGUCGCUUCGUGAGCACGGGGAAUGGAGGUCUAGCCGGAUGUGUCCAAGAAACGGACCUCAACUUUGCAGCCAACUUCGGUUUCGCCACCGUGGGCACUAACGCUGGACAUGACGGGGAUACGGCCAAAUACUUCCUCAACAACUCGGAGGUUUUGGCCGACUUUGCCUAUCGCUCAGUGCACGAAGGUACCGUGGUGGGUAAGCAACUAACUCAAUUGUUUUAUGAUGAGGGGUACAACUACUCCUACUACCUGGGUUGUUCCACCGGUGGCCGCCAAGGUUACCAACAGGUCCAACGGUUCCCCGACGACUAUGACGGAGUGAUCGCGGGCUCCGCGGCAAUGAACUUCAUCAACCUGAUCUCCUGGGGCGCCUUCUUGUGGAAGGCGACGGGAUUAGCCGAUGAUCCAGACUUCAUCUCUUCAGACCUGUGGUCCGUAAUCCACCAGGAGAUUGUUCGUCAGUGCGACCCGGUCGAUGGGGCUUUGGAUGGGAUCAUCGAAGACCCUGACUUCUGCGCUCCGGUCAUCGAGCGGUUGAUUUGCGACGGGACUACCAACAGCACCUCUUGUAUCACGGGAGCGCAGGCAGCGAAGGUCAACCGGGCCUUGAGUGACUUCUAUGGCCCCGACGGGACCGUGUACUACCCGCGCCUGAACUAUGGGGGUGAGGCCGACGCGGCUUACCUUUACUUCACGGGGUCGAUGUACAGCCGUACCGAGGAAUGGUACAAAUAUGUGGUCUAUAACGACACCAACUGGAACUCCAGCCAAUGGACAUUGGAGAGUGCCAAGCUGGCCCUGGAGCAGAAUCCGUUCAAUAUCCAGGCGUUUGAUCCCAACAUCACGGCCUUCCGGGACCGGGGAGGCAAGCUGCUGUCCUACCAUGGCACGCAGGAUCCCAUCAUCAGCUCCACGGACAGCAAACUCUACUACCGGCGGGUAGCGAAUGCGCUGAAUGCCGCGCCGUCCGAGCUAGAUGAGUUCUAUCGGUUCUUCCAGAUCUCUGGCAUGGGCCACUGCGGCGAUGGCACGGGAGCAUCGUAUAUCGGCCAGGGAUAUGGCACGUACACCUCCAAGGCGCCCCAGGUCAACCUGCUGCGCACCAUGGUGGACUGGGUGGAAAACGGGAAGGCGCCAGAGUAUAUGCCGGGCAACAAGCUCAAUGCGAACGGAUCGAUUGAGUACAUGCGCAAGCACUGCCGGUAUCCGAAGCAUAACGUUCACACGGGGCCGGGUAACUACACCGAUCCUAACUCCUGGACUUGUGUAUAAUUAGCGGUGGUUCUCGUUUGGGUAACAGAAGUAGUUAGUGCAGUGUUGAAACCUUAUCAAAUGCCAUGUCGUAUAUCGCUUCUA